Molecule: messenger RNA, 1079 nt
Organism: Cicer arietinum (chickpea)
Lineage: Eukaryota; Viridiplantae; Streptophyta; Magnoliopsida; Fabales; Fabaceae
Product: actin-depolymerizing factor 1-like
Biological process (GO): actin filament depolymerization
Cellular component (GO): actin cytoskeleton
Molecular function (GO): actin binding
Source: RefSeq, a predicted model, not a curated record
UUUUUAAUUAAAGAAAGAAUAAGGACUAGAUUCAGUAUUCAGUGAAUAGACUAAAUUCGUUUAAUUUAUUGGACUAAAUUACCAUUUUGAAAAUAUAUGACUAAGUUUGUCGACCCUUAUAAUUUGAAGAAUAUUAAUUUGAAAAAAGAAAAUGUUUUGCUUUUUUGUUUGCUUAUUUGAUUGACUCAAAUCAACGCAACCCAACGCUACAUUGUUGAGUUGUUUGAGGAAACGAAAGAUUCGGAACGCUAUAUUUCCUCCUUCUUCCACCGAUCACUCAUCUCUUUCCAAUUAUGGCAAACGCAGCGUCGGGUAUGGCGGUUCAUGAUGACUGCAAGUUGAGGUUUUUGGAGCUCAAAGCAAAAAGGACACACAGGUUCAUAAUUUAUAAGAUUGAAGAGAAUCAGAAACAAGUCAUUGUGGAGAAGCUUGGUGAGCCUAUCCAAGGCUAUGAAGAUUUCGCUGCUUGCCUUCCUGCUUUCCCUGCCAAUCUUCCUGCUGACGAGUGUCGAUAUGCUGUUUAUGAUUUUGAGUUUUUGACAGAAGGCAAUGUCCCCAAAAGCAGGAUUUUCUUCAUUGCAUGGUCUCCCGACACGUCAAGGGUCAGAAACAAGAUGAUUUAUGCAAGCUCCAAAGAUAGGUUCAAGAGAGAGCUAGAUGGUAUUCAAAUAGAAUUGCAAGCAACUGAUCCUACUGAGAUUGGUCUUGAUGUGUUCAAAACCCGUGCCAACUAAAGAUCUCCGAGAGCGGCCUUGGUGCUGGGGUGAGCCCCCUAAUGCUUUGUUAUGUUUAUGGAAAUUUCUAGUUUGUGGAAUGGUCAUAAUAUCGCAUGAUUUGUGAUUUAUGCCUCCUUUAUGUUGGAGUGGCAUUUUAGUCCUAUACUUAUCAGUUGAAUUUGGAACUGUUUUUGUGUGAUGAUUAAACAAAAAACUGGGGUCCUGUUUUUUACUUCAAAGGGGUAUUAUAUCCUUUUUUGUAUGAAUAGGAUAGGAAAAGAAAGCCCACCUAUUAUUAUUACUUACAACAUUUAUUUUUUUGUUUGGUGUUAUGAUAUCUUAUUCUAUUGGUUGGUUAUUACU